GUGUACAGCCUAUUAUUUAGGAUCUGAAAACCACUCUCACGAGAGUGUAUGUGUACAUGGCUAUAUAUACAUAGCAGAGCAUUCAAUAAUAAGAUGAUUCAUAUUGCUUAAUACUUGUAUUCUCUUUAUGGUAUCAGAGACUGCAAUUGAUUAAAUUGCUUCGGUCAUUUCCUUCAUUCUCAAAUGGGAGACCAUGCCAAUAGCUCAUCUCAAUCUACUGGUGUUAUUCCUACGAAUAACUCUCCCACCCCACAAUUAAUCUCCUUAAAUGCCUCAUCUCAGAUUCCAAUUAAACUUUCCAAUGAUGGAAGUAAUUACUCAUCAUGGAAAUCUCAAUUGACUAAUCUCCUCUUUGGCUAUGACCUACUAGGUUAUGUCGACGGUUCUACUCCAUGUCCUGAUAAAUCAUCACAUGAUCUCAGCCUCUGGAAUCGUCAGGACCGCCUUGUUCUCUUGGCACUCCAAUCAACAGUUUCUGGCCCGGUCGGCCCCAUCAUCAACAGUUGCAAAACCUCAGCAGAAGCAUGGGAGAAGCUUGAAUCCAGCUUUGCUAAUACAUCCAUCACCAGGAUGCUCUCCCUGCACAACAGCCUAGCCACCACAAAGAAAGCUGGAAAAUCCGUUACAGAAUACAUGGGAAUUAUGGAAGGAUUAGUUGAUGAUCUUGCCACUAUUGGUCACCCCGUCUCCUCCGGCCAAGUUAUGUCAUAUGUUCUUAAUGGCUUUGGGCAAGAAUAUAAGGAAACAAUUUCUGCUCUCCGAAUUCAACCGACACCUCUCACGCUUUCUACCCUUCGUCAUCAUCUCCAACAAGCAGAAAUUCUGGCCGGUGACAACCCAGACACCUCUAUAUCUGUCCAGUACUCUCAACGGCGAAGCAACAAUUUCUCUCGUGGCAGAGGGGGCAGAGGUCGCGGUGGCGGUCGACACACCUCCACCAACCUAAACCCUCAUCAACACGGUUUCGGUUCUCAACCAAGCAAUUCUCGUUCAACCGUCAUCUGCCAACUUUGUGACAAACAUGGUCAUACGGCACGCACUUGUUACAACCGUAAUGCUCCUUCUGUUAAUAUGACAGACAAAUCACCAAAUGCAGAGGCAAAUGCAGGAUGGCUUCUAGAUACUGGUGCCACACAUCACGUUACCUCGGAUCUGAACAACCUGGCUAUUCACUCAGACUAUUCUGGCAAUGACUCUGUUAUCAUGGGAGAUGGAUCUAACCACAGGGGCAUCCUUGGCCCGCGGCCGGAGUAAAAACAAUUUAUACAUAUGGCCGGAACAACCAUCUCCACUCGUGUCUCACAUCUCUUCCAACAUAUGGCAUCAACGACUUGGUCACCCAACUCUCUCAGUCCAGAAUCGUAUUCUCUCCUCAAAUAAAACGCCUGUUCGUCAAGACACGUUCCCGUGUCAACCAUGUCUUCAAGCCAAGAGUCAUAAGUUACCUUUUCAUAAGUCUACAAUAAAUUGUAAUCAUCCGUUUGAGUUUAUUUUUUCUGAUGUUUGGGGUCCAGCUCCCGUUUCUGCUAUUCAUAAUAAUAAAUUCUAUGUAAUUUUUGUUGACUAUUACACAAAGUACUCUUGGUUAUUUCCUCUUAAACAUAAA
This is a messenger RNA of Cuscuta epithymum, 1606 nucleotides long. Lineage: Eukaryota; Viridiplantae; Streptophyta; Magnoliopsida; Solanales; Convolvulaceae. The record is from the annotation of a GenBank genome assembly.